This is a messenger RNA of Purpureocillium takamizusanense, 363 nucleotides long. RefSeq lists its product as uncharacterized. The record is from RefSeq and is a predicted model, not a curated record. The transcript is spliced from 2 exons. The coding region runs from base 1 to 363 and encodes 120 amino acids. NCBI's taxonomy places the organism in Eukaryota, Fungi, Ascomycota, Sordariomycetes, Hypocreales, Ophiocordycipitaceae.
AUGAUGUCGAACCUGGGGACAUUUCGGCGGUGGCUGCACCGGAAGCAGUACCACUUCGAGGUGACGAUGAGCGUGUACAUGUUUACGCCCUGGGAGAAGUUUGCCUUCUACUCGAUCCUCUUCCUGCUCUGCAGCCUCGCCUUCAUCGCGGCGGUGCUGUACCUGCCGCACCACAUCUCCACCCUGGCGGGCCGCGCGUGGUACUACAUCAAGGGCGAGCACAUUGACGUGGCGGCGUCGGCCCGCGAGGUGGUCAAGGAGAUGUCGGCCAGCGUGCUCAGCGGCGAGGGCGCUGCCGGCGUCGCGCCGCCGACGGCCGUGGGCGUUAGAGAGGCGCUGGGCACGCUGGAGAAGGAGCUGUGA